Solanum pennellii is the source of this 2397-nucleotide messenger RNA. RefSeq lists its product as uncharacterized. The transcript has 5 exons. NCBI's taxonomy places the organism in Eukaryota, Viridiplantae, Streptophyta, Magnoliopsida, Solanales, Solanaceae. The record is from RefSeq and is a predicted model, not a curated record. The coding region runs from base 1 to 2397 and encodes 798 amino acids.
AUGGUACAAGAUGAUACUGUUGUGUUUGCAGAUGCUAGCGUGCAUAAGGAAAAGAAGACGACAAGCAUUGGUGUGGUGGCUUUGGAUAGCUAUGCUAUUGCAAUUCGUAUGACACUGGAAAAUGCUAGAGAUAGGGGCUGGACAAAGGUGCAAAUCUUAUCAGAUGCGAAAAAUGUGGUGGAUAUGAGGAAGAGGGCGAGGACAAGGCCGGAAAAAUCAGUAUUGACAGUUGGUAGCUCAGUUGGAGCUCGGGUGGAAGCAAUUGAGUUGAAUCAACAGGAACAAGCUCAAACUGAGGAAGGUAGUUAUGAAGAUGGACUUUCUGUGAGUACUAAAGUUUCUAGAAAUUUGAGCUUAAACUACUCACUGGAGAAGGAAGAGGUACAUGAUAACUCAGAUCUAGAACAUUCUGAGGGUGAGAAUAAGGUGGAUGGCAAUGGAACAGUAACUGAAGAUAACAACAGUAAGGGAGGUUUAGAAGGGGAGAAGAGUAAGGAUUAUAAGGAACCUUGGGUCAAUAUGUUUAAAAAUAAUCGUGCAGCUAACAAUGGAAUGAACUUGACUUACUUUCCUCCACAAAUAGUGAAUGGGCAAACUAUGGUGCAGCUGGAAGGAAAAGAAGUACAGAUUGAAGAGGAAAAGUGGAAAUGUGCACUCAUAGCCUAUGUAAUUGGUGAAUGUCCUGGAUACAAUAUUAUGAAUAAGUACAUACUGAUGAACUGGUCGAAAAUGGACAAACCUGAGGUAUUUCUUCAUGAGGAAGGAUACUACAUUAUCAAGUUUAAGAGCUUGAAUGACAUGAAUGAAGUACUAUAUUCAGGGCCAUAUACUAUAAGUAAUAGGGCUAUUAUAUUGAAGCAAUGGAGUCCUGAUUUUGACUUUGGGAAUGAGUUCUUAACUGAAAUACCCCUAUGGGUUAACUUUCCAAAGUUGCCUCUAAAUUGUUGGGGAGCUGGAUCACUGAGUCGAAUUGCUAGUGCUAUAGGAGUGCCAUUAUUUGCUGAGGAGUGUACUACAAAACAGACAAGAAUAUCCUAUGCUAGAAUGCUUAUUGAAGUAAAUGUUACUAAGCCCAUUCCUCAGAAGGUAACAGUAAUGGAUCCAAAUGGUAAAUCAUUUAUGCAGAAUGUUGUGAUGGAGUGGAAGCCUCUAUAUUGUGAUAAAUGUCAGAAGAUUGGACAUCAAUGUCAAGCAGCAACAAUGGAGGAUCAACCAAAGAAGAGAAGGCCGUGGAAAAAAGUUACACAGACAUGGCAAUAUAAAGGACCUAUUCAACAGCAGGAGAAGAUAGUGGAACAAAGAAAGGUGCUAGAGACUAUAGAAGAUGAUUCUUCUUCUGUACAGGAGGAGAAACAAGGGAUUGAACAAAGAAGAGAUCAGGAAAUCAAGCAAACACCAGAAAUUAGUUUAAGGCCUAAUACUGGCAGGCAGCUGGAGUUUAGUCUGUCUAAUUUUCCAAUGUUAUCAGCUAUACCUAUGAGAAAUGGAUUUGAGAGCCUCAUGAAUAGCAAGCUGGCUUCACUGCCUGUGGAUAGAGGGUUAAUUGAAACUAGAGUGAAAGAGGUAAAUGCUAAUACAAGAAUUAAGGGUAUAGCUCCAGGAUGGAAAAGUUUGAACAAUUACAAGGAUGCUGUUAAUGGGAGAAUUUGGAUUUUAUGGGAUGACAGUCGGUAUGAUGUUAAGAUAAUAACUAGUUCAGCUCAGAUGCUACAUUGUCAUAUAAAGGAAAGAAGUAAAUGGUAUCAGUUUAAUCUCACAGUAGUAUAUGGUUUUAAUACUAUAGAGCAGAGGAAGAGCUUAUGGACUGAUCUUAACAUGAUGGUUCAAAAUGUUACACAACCAUGGCUCAUAAUUGGAGACUUUAAUGCUAUUCUGUCCCCCAAGGAUAGACUAGCUGGAGCUCCUGUUAAUGUGAAUGAGAUAAAGGAUUUUGCAGACUGUGUUAAGAUUGGUAAUGCUAGAAUCUCAAGUAGGAUUGAUAGAGCCUUUGGGAAUGAUGCAUGGAUGGAUAAAUGGGGACAUGUUAUCUUAGAAUAUGGUAAUCCAGGAGUUUCAGAUCAUAGCUCAAUGCAACUGGUACUUCAUCAAAGCAAUCAACAGGUAAGAGAAAGUUUUAAGUUAUUUAAUGUAUGGAUUGAACAUGAAUCUUUCUUAGAACUGGUGGAAAAAGUGUGGAAGCAGGAGAAAGGCAGGGAUGCAAUGAAAAUGGUGUGGUACAAGUUGAAGGCUCUUCAGCCUGUCCUGAAGCAGCUGAAUAGGAGAGAGUUCAAAUACAUAAGCAAACAGAUUGAGGAAGCUAGCAAUGAGCUUGCAGAUAUUCAAAAUCAGCUUUGUAAUCAAGCAAAGGAUGAAUUAGUUGCUAAAGAAAAAGAACUCUUAACAAAACUUGAAAAGUGA